GCUUUUAUCAGCUUUAGUUUGCCUUGUGCCCCUUUCAAAUGUUGACCUGCUUUUGCUGUCACAUAUUCUCCCAAGCAGUUACUAAGUUCUGCUAGUAACCUGAACCCUGGGACACCCAUAGCCCUGGCUCUUUUGUGGGAUCCCUGUCAAUAGACUGUGCUCCAAUGAACCAGUCGAUGCACAGCCAAAGCGUAAAGGUGUGCUUAUGCACAUUUCUGCAGGUGAGAGGAGGAUGAGCAUGCGUGGAGCUGUGGUGGGAUGCGUGGUGCUGGUGUGCCUGCUGGCUCUCCUGGCUGAGAGGACGGAGGGACACAUCACCUUUUUCAGCCCCAGUGAGAUGAUGAAGUUGAAGCAGCAGAACGGCAAGAAAAACAUGGAGACUCGAUCAGAGGACGGUCAGUUGGAAGAGGUCACCGUCCAGCAGGCUCCUCUGAUAGAACAUAACGGGAAUCCUGAUAACACAUUGGAGGUAGCUAUCCGUCUUUUACCCAGGCAGGUGGAUCAUGUGUCACCAGUGCUCGAAGAGAUUAUCCAUGAAAUAGUGGAGCAAAGUCAGAAAGCCAAAUAGCAAGGCCAAGGGCACGGCAGGAGGGACGAGGUGUAAAUUCUUCAGAAAAGCACUGAAUGCUCAAAUGUUUUGUUGUGUUUAAAUAAAUCAGACAAUAAAGGGAAAUGAUUGUAUCAUU
Cyprinodon tularosa is the source of this 686-nucleotide messenger RNA. It is a transcript of the gene mlnl, whose product is annotated as motilin-like. Lineage: Eukaryota; Metazoa; Chordata; Actinopteri; Cyprinodontiformes; Cyprinodontidae. Bases 206 to 568 code for a protein of 120 amino acids. The transcript is spliced from 4 exons. The record is from RefSeq and is a predicted model, not a curated record.